Gadus morhua (Atlantic cod) is the source of this 4585-nucleotide messenger RNA. RefSeq names its product zinc finger protein 239. The record is from RefSeq and is a predicted model, not a curated record. Gene Ontology annotation, molecular function: DNA-binding transcription factor activity, RNA polymerase II-specific; RNA polymerase II cis-regulatory region sequence-specific DNA binding. Gene Ontology annotation, cellular component: PcG protein complex; chromatin; nucleus. Bases 127 to 1665 code for a protein of 512 amino acids. Gene Ontology annotation, biological process: regulation of transcription by RNA polymerase II. The transcript is spliced from 6 exons. Lineage: Eukaryota; Metazoa; Chordata; Actinopteri; Gadiformes; Gadidae.
UUUUCCAGUAGUUACGGUAAUACACCGGAAAAGGCCAUUGGGUAAUGUCGUUCUCUGAUAAAUCAACAGCAUAAGGUUUAUUUUGAUGUCAGUAACUGUAACCUCUCGCCGGUAUUCGAGUAAAAUAUGUCAAGAAACAUGUCACCGUGCGGCUCAACUUUGCAAGAACAGCUUUCGUCCAUAAUGGAGGUACUUUCGAAAGCGGCUGUAUCUGAAAUUAGCCAGCUGUUCUCGGACGGAUCAGCUACUCUUCAGUUACAAAUAACUCAGAGCAGCAAAGAAAACCAAGUGCUGAGGAUGAGGAUGAAGGUGAUGAGGAGUGAACUUUUUUCUCUGCGGCUUCAAACAAGAUCGAAUGCAUCGCGUGCGGCGAGUCGUUUUCCCCUGAAUCGAGCCAACCUCUGCAAACCACGGACUAAAUCAAUGGGAAAUUGCCUGAAGCCCCUGAUUGACCACAAGGCUGUUGGACAUUCCCCUUUUUAUUCACCAUCCAAAAGUGAGGCUUCGUCAGUUAUAAGUCCAGCAGAGCAGGAGACCCCUGACAUAAUUUCAAUCAAGAUUGAAGAGGAUAUCAGUAGAUGCAGGCCAGACGAAGACUGUGAUGCCUUUGGAGACCGCAGCACGACAAGCGCAGCCACCUCGGAGAGUCUGCCUGUGGACAUCCCUGGCUCCUCCCAUGUGUCCAGUCAAAACGCAGAGCUGCGGAUCCUGAGUGUCUUUGGACAAGGUGGGGGGAAACUGGUGGUGGAAGGCCAUGACACCCUCUUCACCGCUUCCGAAGUGGAGGCCCUGAACUCGCUGUCUGCGGACUGCAGCGUGGCCCAGAGCCUGGACUGUAGUGAGCGGUUGGAUUGCCGCAAGGAGCUUGCUGUGCAGGAGACCGCAGACACCAUUUUGAUCAAGGAGGAAGAGGAUAUUGGUGGAUGCAUACCCCCUUUAGAAGACUGCAAUGACAUGAGAGAGUGCAGCACACAUCGCAGCGCCACCUCGGAUAGUCUGCCUCCUGACGACCCUGGCUCCUCCCACAUGUCCCGUCACAACGGGGAGCUGCGGAUCCUGAGUGUCCACGGACAUGGGGUGGGCCAACUGAUGGUGGACCGCCAUGACACCCUCUUCAGCGCGUCCGAGGUCGAGGCCCUCAGCUCUCUGUCCGUGGACCACAGUGUGGCCAAGAUCCCGGAUUGCGGCGAGAGGCUCGUCCACUGUGAGGAGCUGACUGGGCAUCGGGGCGGCCGCAAGGGCCGGCCCUGUGUCUUGUGUGGCAAGGUUUUUCCCAACGAUUCCAAGAUGACCAUCCACAUGCGUACCCACAGCAGCGAGAAGCGCCACAGGUGCGACCAAUGCAUGAAGCGCUUCAGACGGAGCUACGACCUGAAGAUCCACAUGAUGAUUCACUCCGGGGAGAUGCCCUACAAGUGUGACCAAUGCAUGAAGGGCUUCAGACGGAGCUGCGACCUGAAGAUCCACAUGUGGAUUCACUCCGGGGAGAGGCCCUACAAUUGUGACCGAUGCAUGAAGGGCUUCAGACGGAGCUACGACCUGAAGAUCCACAUGAGGAUUCACUUCAGGGAGAAGCCCUACAAGUGUGACCAAUGCAUCAAGGGCUUCAGACGGAGCUGCGACCUGAAGAACCACAUGAGGACUCACUCCGGGGAGACGCCCUAAGGUGUGACCAAUGCAUGAUGGGGUUCUGCCGGAGCUCCAGCCUGAAGAUCCACAUGAGGAUUCAAUCCAGGGAGAAGCCCUGCGUUUGCCACCACUGCAACAUCAGCUACAGUCGUGCCAGCAGUUUGCGUCGACACAUGAUCAAGAACAAGGGUAAAGGGGUGCUUUGACAUGGGGCAACAGGAUGCUUCUAUUGAAUUUGACACCUUUAUCCUGUAUGUGAUGAAAUUACUGAUUUAACGUUUUUUAUCACAAUUAGUUUUUUUCAAUUGCUUGAACACAUUUUGCAAAAUUUGGCUCAUUGUGUCAAAACUCAACACACAAGCAAAUAAGACACAACACUGGGAAAUAAACCAUUUACAUCUAUGUCAAAUUGAAACUCGGCUAUCGAAACCUAACAAUUCUUUGUAAAAAUGUCACUCUGAUGACAAAAUGAUACACACUUGCAUCAUAUGAACACACUUUCAGAUCAGCAGGAACACACUGGUCUACUUUAUAUAAAACACUGCAGUCUUUCAUGUUCACUGUUUUUAUUCAGUUCCACAGAGGGCACGUUUUCACCACAACCAAAGGAUCAAAUACUAAAUACUGUACAUUGCAGUACUGUACAUUACAGUGCAGUAAAUACAGUUUGAGCAAAAAUAAAACCAAAAUAAACCCUACUGUUCUGUAAACACAGAAAAACAUGGCAAUUGUGCGUGGGUGGGCUUAUGGAUCCUGCCGUCUGUUGGGGUCUGGCCAUAGGAUCUCAUCAACAUCACAAGCAAUGUUUUCUCCUGCUAAGCAUCGGGGAAAAUAUUGCCUUGUGUGCCGAAUCCAUCCAUGGAUUGACCCUAUGUCGAUGUCUCUGCAGGCCUGUUCCAUUGCCUGCAGAAGAAGCAUGCGAGCAUGAGGUUGGCGGUCAUAUACGCGCCAUCUCCAAGCCGAAAAACAUUCUUCCAUGGGGUUUAGAAAUGGUGUGUAAGGGGGCAAGUAUAGGACUUAAAAUUGAUGAUGGUUGGUGAACCAGUUGCCGACCACAGCAGCCCGAUGGAAACUACAGUAACAUUAUCCCAGACAACAACAAACCUGGGCUGCUCUGGUCUGUCCUGUACAGCUGCAUCGUGAGGUGCAUCCAGAAAAGUUAUAUGUUCGGUAUUGAAGGGACCUAGUUUUGCUUGAUGGUGCAGUAGCCCUUGAAGGCUUAUGGCAGCACACAAUGAGAUAUUUCCCCCGGGCUGCCCCGGGACUUGCACAAUUGCCCUUUGGCCAAUUAUGUUACGACCCCGUCGUCUUGUUUUGCUGAGGUUGAAUCCAUCCUCAUCAAUGUGCAGCUCCAUCCAUCUCCAAGAUGCUCUGUAACAAAACAAAAUACAUGUAAUACAUAUUUUGGAUGGCAUUACUCAAAACACUCAACUUCAGUACUACACAUACAGAACCCCCACCCCAUCAAACAGGUACCUGGUACUCUCUGAAUGUAUCUAUGUGGUACUGAUGCAAUAGCACAUAUUCAGCUGUAACUGGAUGACACCAAUACUGUAUUGUAAAUGUAAAGGACUGUAACACUUAACUGUACAUAUUCACGUCGAAGUCCUUUCACCCUGACACUCUUCCUCUCAAAUGGGACCCUGUACAAUUGCAGCAUGGUAAUUUGGUGCUUUACCAAGAUGCGUCUGAUAGUGGAAAAGCUUUCUUGCUCUAUGUUAUUGAAUCUAUCUGCAGGUAUUUGUUGCUGUAGUUGGUUGAGACGGAUUGUUUGCUCUGACCAGGUCCAUAAUGGCAAGUUCCUGCUGUUGGGUGAACAGGCGUUGGCAUCCGCCCCCAGAAGGUCUUCUAGUCAUUCUAUAGAAAAAAGCAACCACGAAAUGUUACUGUAUUGGUUUUGCUUCUUUUUUACAGUACUGUACUGUACUUUACUGUAUAUAUACCAUAGAAAGUACUGAAACAUCUCAAUGUAGGUAAUCACAGUAUGUCAUAAAACUAACACUUUCGUUCAAAAAGGAGCAUUAGCCACCCUGCAAUACAGUACAUGUGAUAUGGUACAGUACUGAAAAUACUCUAGAUACACUCAGAGUAUAAAGUAGAGAGUGGAAUACAUACCUGUUUUCCAGUCUGAAUGUCCUUAUUAUGAAUGAAACUGUGAAACGGCUUGGAUUAGGGUUGAGACUCUGCCCAGCUUCCCUCAUAGUCAGACCAUGGCUUAUGACAUGGUCCACAAAAGUUGCUUUUAUGUCAUCGGAAAUAAUGUUCUGUGCACGGCCUCAUCCACCACGUCCUCCUCUAUGUCUCUGUCCUCCUCUUCCUCCUCUUCCUCUUAGUUCAAAUGCAAAUUAUUAGCUUUUCAAUUAGAGAGGAUGGGCGGUGUCUCUAGGUCCAAGGAGAAUGUAUAGAAAUUCCUUAAAUUGACUAAUUGAUGCUGCGAUGUGGGAGGGAGGAGUGGGGACAUUAAACUGAAUCAAGCAUCAGACAUAUACAUAUUUAACCAGUGACCAUUUUUAGUUGAUACUUGCUGCAAGUAUUAUAUAAUGCUAUCCAUGCAGACAAACUAUAGAAGGGAAGACAUCAACAUUUUGGUUUAAAAUAGUCAUUUUGACCUGUUUUAGUCUGCUGCCAUGAGAACCUUUGAGAGUGAAUGUUUCUUUGCCCCAUCUCACAUAUUAUACUCUUAGAACAUUAAUGUUUGAUUUAGUGUUUGUUUUAAUUUAUAUCAGGCAGUUGGUAUAAAUGUAAUGGUUGAUCAUAUUAUCAACCAUUCAAAUAUUAAUAUCAGGGAGUCAAUGUCUGAUGCUCUUUGUUUUUAAUAUUUAAAAGUCCAUUUCAUGCAUGGUAACUAAUACACUCGGUAGAAAGAUUGUUUACGCUAGGAUCUUCCAAGAGUAAGGGAAAGGGAACAGUGAAUGAAUUUAUAACACGUGAUUAAAAUAAACGUAUGAUAUGUGAU